CUUUAAAUUUCACCGAGACGCCAGUGUUUAGCGACUGUUCGUAGGAUGCUACGAGUUGGGAUCUCAGAGUGUGGGAAUCGGUUUUGUUCAGUGGGAGGGAGGAAGGCAGCGUGAGCGACUCUCGGUGUUGCACCUUGCGUGAAAAGGGAACGUAGUAGCCCAGAGACCCUUCAGAUGGAUUGAACUCAGCCUGUGAAUCCGAGAUGGAAAAAGCGAUAGAUUCACCGCUUUUCAUUUAAAGGGAUGAAAUCUUAACAAGUUCCAGCGUUUUCCAAAUCUGCAAAAGGUGCUUUUGGAUGCACCGCGAGACGCCCUCCUGCCCCGAACGAGUGGACUGGGAUCAGAGGGGCAUCAGAAUGGGCUCUGUGGGCGCUGAAGGCCGCAAAGAGGCCACACCUGCGCUGACCCCAGAAGGCAAUGUGGUGAUGAGCUUCAGCUUCGAGAGCUACCAGCUGGAGGAGGAGGACAGCCAGACCAAGGACGUCCCAGAUAAGGGGGUUCUGACCUUCACCGAGCCAGCUUUUGAGGUGCCUGAACCACAGGAUCAUUAUCAUGGAAUUUAUUUUGCCAUGCUGCUGGCUGGAGUUGGGUUCUUGCUUCCUUACAACAGCUUCAUUACAGAUGUGGACUACUUGCAUCAUAAAUUCAAAGGCACAUCGAUUGUCUUUGAUAUGAGCCUUACAUAUAUUUUGGUGGCUCUUGUUGCUGUCAUAUUAAACAACGCUUUGGUUGAGAUGCUCAGCUUGCACACCCGAAUCACCGUGGGCUACCUGUUCGCUCUUGGGCCUCUCCUGUUUGUGAGCAUCUGUGACGUCUGGCUGGAGCAGUUCACGAAGAAGCAGGCCUACGCCAUCAACCUGGUGGCUGUGGGAGUGGUUGCCUUUGGGUGCACAGUUCAACAGUCCAGUUUCUAUGGUUACACUGGGAUGCUUCCCAAGCGAUACACACAAGGGGUGAUGACUGGUGAGAGCACAGCUGGAGUGAUCAUUUCACUGAGCCGAAUCUUCACCAAGCUUCUGAUCUCAGACGAGAAGAAAAAUACCAUCAUUUUCUUCUUCAUCUCCAUCAGCAUCGAGCUGAUGUGCUUCAUACUCCACCUGCUGGUGAGGAGGACCCGCUUCGUGCACUACUUCACUAGCCGAGCCAAGCGGGGGCUCGCGGAGGUCAAGGGUCACACUGAUCCCGGCACAGGGUACCGUGUGCACCACGACGUCAUCACAGAGGAAGUAAGAUUUGACAAUGGACUGAUAGGCGUCUCUCCGACUGAAGCUGGAACAGAAGCAGAAUUUGCAGGCAGUGGAACAUAUGUGCGAUUUGAUGUGCCCAAGCCGAAAAUAAAGAGGAGCUGGCCUAGCAUAAGAGACAUGAUCCUGCAUCGCUAUAUUGUUUCCCGGGUGAUCUGGACCUACAUGCUGUCCAUCGCGGUGACUUACUUCAUCACCCUCUGCCUGUUCCCUGGCCUGGAGUCCGAGAUUCGCAAUCACACCCUCGGCGAGUGGCUUCCAAUCCUGAUUAUGGCUAUCUUCAACAUGUCUGACUUUGUUGGCAAAAUCCUGGCAGCGUUGCCCUAUGACUGGAAUGGUAGUCGCCUGCUUCUGUUCUCCUGUAUUCGAGUGGUCUUCAUCCCCCUCUUCGUCAUGUGCGUCUACCCCACCAGCAAGCCUGCUUUCACUCAUCCUGCCUGGCCCUGUGUGUUCUCCCUUCUCAUGGGCAUCAGCAAUGGCUACUUUGGCAGUGUGCCCAUGAUCCAGGCAGCAGGGAAAGUCAUUCCGGAGCAGAGAGAACUGGCAGGCAACACGAUGACAGUCUCCUACAUGACGGGGCUGAUGCUGGGCUCUGCGGUGGCCUAUUUCGCCUACAACCUCACCUCACACAGCUCCUGCUUUAACUCGGACAGUGCCAACAACUCCUUCACCUCCGGUUACUGAACUGGCAGCUGCUCCGAGCUAGUCAGGAAACGCCGGUCAAUACCAAACCAACGGAAAACAAAAAAAGUCCCUUGCUGUUCAUCCAUUUCUGGCGUGAGGGGGCAAUCCAGGAAACUCCAGAAACACCACUCAUCCCCACCAGUGGCUUAUUGGGAGCUAAUCUGAACUCUUUUAUUGUUGAGCCAAAGUGUACCACCCAGGGGUAAAAGAAGGGAGCGCCCGUCCUAUUUCUGCUUUGCUGUGCUGCCAGUGUUUCACUCUGUUGCCAUGGGCUGUAUUUGGUGACGAUGCCAUUGUUUUUUCAUGACGCCUGUUCGAGAGGUCACUGUCUGUGCUGUGUGUAGUGUCAUGUGACCUGACCACCUUCAUUGUGUUCCCACAAUGCUUUGCUCUUUUGGCUGUUAAGUUCUAGAGAUUCUUCAGAACAUGUCUCCCCAACCUGUUUUUUUAAAAUGAUUUUGUGAGUAUUCCACUGAGCUAAAGACAGUGGAUUAAAUUAAUCCCACCUGCCAGAGGCAAAAUUUGCAAAUCCAGUGCUUGAUGGCUGGUCUUUUGUGUUUUUAGAUUCUUCUUGCUUCUAUAUCUAGUGGAAAUCAGUCUGUUUGUUUGCAAUGCGCAAGGGGUGGGGCAGAUCAAAGAUUUUAUUUCGUCAGGGGCCUGAAACAGCUGUAAACUGCUGUGCUGCCGAUGUGCAUUCUGGGCUGAUUCGUAUUUGCAUCCUCAACUACCGAUGUUUCUCACCAGUGAUGGCCGAGAGGACUCAUCAACAUGACAGGCUACGGCCAGGAAUCAUCGUAUCCCUUUACCAGUACAGACCGAAUGUCGGUGUUCAUGAGUAAUAAACACAUACUUUUCUACAUACA
Lepisosteus oculatus (spotted gar) is the source of this 2791-nucleotide messenger RNA. It is a transcript of the gene slc29a4a, whose product is annotated as solute carrier family 29 member 4a. Gene Ontology annotation, cellular component: plasma membrane. Gene Ontology annotation, biological process: nucleoside transmembrane transport. The record is from RefSeq and is a predicted model, not a curated record. Lineage: Eukaryota; Metazoa; Chordata; Actinopteri; Semionotiformes; Lepisosteidae. Gene Ontology annotation, molecular function: nucleoside transmembrane transporter activity; monoamine transmembrane transporter activity.